Molecule: messenger RNA, 2916 nt
Organism: Mytilus californianus (California mussel)
Lineage: Eukaryota; Metazoa; Mollusca; Bivalvia; Mytilida; Mytilidae
Product: beta-lactamase domain-containing protein 2-like
Exons: 8
Coding region: 1-1308 (435 amino acids)
Source: RefSeq, a predicted model, not a curated record
AUGUCAUCCUCGGCGUAUAUUGUAGCAUUCAUAGCAAUUUCUUUAUAUUAUUUUAAAUGUUAUCAAACAAACUUGCCUCCUGCUUAUGAAGGAAUAUUUUUACCAGAAUUCCGUCCAGUCGCUGAGUUGUUCAGAUCACAGGUUGAAAGUGGGCAGGAAAUAGGAGGAACAUUUGCAGUUUACUAUAAAGGACGUCUCGUAGUUGACCUCUGGGGAGGAUAUGCAGACAGGCAAUACGAUCUGCAAAAAUGGAGGAACGACACUUUACCAAUAACAUUUUCAACAACAAAAGGAAUGGUGUCUAUUCUGGCAGCAAAGAUGGUAGAUCAGAAAUUACUAGACUAUAAUAAACUCGUGUCCCACUAUUGGCCUGGAUUUGGUUGCAAUGGGAAAGAAAAUGUCACAGUAGAAAUGUUGCUUCAUCACGCGGCAGGCCUUGCUUAUCUGAACAAUCCAUUCAGUAUGCUUGAGUUGCAUCAUAAUCCACUGAAGGCCGAAAAAAGUUUGGAAAAAGAACCGCCUAAAUGGCCACCAGGUACUGCCACAGCAUAUCACGCAUUAACUUUUGGUGCUUAUGUAGACCGUUUAUUGACAAAGGCAGAUCCAAAACAUCGUCGAAUAGAUCAGUUGUUUGAGGAAGAAAUAUCUCAGCCCUUCGACAUAGAUUUUCGAAUUGGACUUCCAAAGAAUAUGUCUUACAGGGGAGCACGGUUUGAGCCUUAUGGACUAAAUGCGUUUUUACGAAAUGCCCUUAAAACACCGUCAAUGUGGAUGUUUGUAAUUGGAUUGCUUCUUAAUCCAGACAAUCUACUGAGUAAGGCAUCAGAUGCAGUUACUGAUCAGAUAACGACUGAUCCCUACAUGAGAGAAAUCGCUAUUUCAUCUGUAAGUGGACAUGGAACUGCUCGAGGUAUGGCAAAACUGUAUGGAAUUUUAGCUAAUGGAGGAAAACUUGGGGAUAAACAGUUUUUGUCAGAAGAAACAUUAAAAGCAUUAACAACUCCGAAAGUAGCAGGUGAAAGUUUGAACUAUGGAAGAAAAAUACAAAUGGGAAGAGGACUGUUCUACUCAAAAAAUCCAAAGAAUGAAGAUGUAUAUGGACAUCCCGGGUAUGGCGGACAGAUGGCGUAUGGCGAUACAAUAAAUAACAUAGGCAUGGCCUAUCUUACAAAUGAUCUAUCUGCAUUUGGUUACGGAAACGAUCCUAAGUUCUUAGCAUUGCAGAAGGAAUUUUAUAACUGUUUAAAUAAUAUUGAAAAAUCGAAAUCUUCCUUAGGUAAACAGUUUGACACAUUAUCAGUAUCUUAGUACGUAACUAUAACGUAGUUAUAAUAUAUGUGUAAAUAUGCGUAAAAUACAUCGGGAGCUACAAAGAAGUGAAUUGAACGACGCUUGUUCUUAAACGAUUUUAUUUCUUUUUUAUUUGAAUUAGAAUUUAAGAUCUGUUAUCCCACCUUUUUCAUGAACAGUAAAAAGAGGUAAGGCGAGCAACUGUGUAAUGUUAUUCCUUAUGAUAACCAUUCUUUUUUAUUUUUGAUGUAUUAAUAUUUAAAACUUUAUAUUCAGUUCAUAUCAGUAGAACAAUAAAAGUUUUCAAACCUUAGGAAAUUACACAAUUUCUUUUGAAAAUUGGCUUUAAAUUCUGUUGAAGUUGGACAAAAAAAAACUGAAAAAAAAUAUGUUUCAAACAACCUUUCCCUACGUGCCGUCCGAAUUUCGUUCUCCUUUCGUUUUAUGGUAUGAUUUGGCGAAUAAUGUGAAAAAGGAACCGAACUUUAUGAUGUAAAAACGAAACAUACUUUGCUUAAUACACUCUUAGAACACGAAUGUCGCGACACAACAGUUACUAGCACCAAACAUUGAACAGGGAACAAAUAACAAAUAUAUACGAGGAAAAGAGAACUUUGAACAACCAAAAAAGUAAAGGAAAUCGACCGGUUUCUGAAAUAAAUUCCAGGCCUAAAAAGACCGCAUGCUUUAUAUUAAUGAAUCUUUAAAUGUCCAUUGUCCAUAUGCUUCCGUACUUAAACUUUUGUAUUCUCAUCUACUCUCUGUAACCACUUAAUAAACAGAACAAAAAGAUUGUGAAAUAUUUUUUGUCGCCAUAAUCUAAUUUAUUAGACAAAAUGAAAAAUGAUAGAUAAAACUAGACUUGCCAUUGCAAGCAAUAGCGGAUGUCACCCGCCCUUAUUGCCAUGGUUACGGCAGCCAUUUUGAAAAUUCCAAAGUCGAAUGCCAAAUAAAUAUAUGCCAGUUAACAUUUCUGUAAAGUCUUUCGAAUCCCCCCCUCUUUCCCCUUCCAUCUCCCUUCCAUUUAACGUUAUUAUAUUUAGAACUUUAGUACUAGAACUGGCAAACAACCAAUAUUUUAUGUAAGGAAAAGCAAGGUGUACACAAAUAUACUUUAUAUAGAAAGUUUGUUUGUGUCUCCAACAGAAUAUACAAAUAUUUUCGUUGUUACAGCAAUACUACAAUAUGAACGAACGUCUGUUUUCUUAACAUUAACUUGCUUUUAACUUCUAUUAGAAUAAUUAAAAUGAAUUUAAACUUUCUGAUAAUCCUCAAUGAAGACAAAUAAUUGAUAGUGUUGUCAUUGUGGUUUAUAUUUGUUAAGAAUUAACUUACCACAGCCGCUUAAAAACUAAUGUUUUUCAAAUCAAUAAAUAAUAAAUAAUUUAAGAGUGAAAUUAAAAAAAGCACCAAAGACAAUAAAUGUUAUGAGAUGUUUUUUUUCAAAAAUACUACAUGGCUUUUUAAGGAAGGCAUGUCGGGAGUGAGGCUUUUCUUCUGCCCACCCCUCCUUAUACUUAAUCAGAACUGAUAUUACAAAUUAAACGACUGUUAAUCUUUUUUAUUGGUUAAACUUCGGUACUGGCAUGAAAAUAUCGAUAUUUUGUUAAUAAAAUUAGCAGUGAC